This is a messenger RNA of Candidozyma haemuli, 5610 nucleotides long. RefSeq names its product putative DNA/RNA helicase (gene SEN1). The coding region runs from base 1 to 5610 and encodes 1869 amino acids. Gene Ontology annotation, cellular component: nuclear body. NCBI's taxonomy places the organism in Eukaryota, Fungi, Ascomycota, Pichiomycetes, Serinales, Metschnikowiaceae. The transcript has 2 exons. Gene Ontology annotation, molecular function: transcription termination site sequence-specific DNA binding; helicase activity. The record is from RefSeq and is a predicted model, not a curated record. Gene Ontology annotation, biological process: termination of RNA polymerase II transcription.
AUGGAUCUGCCUUCCUUCAAGGAUGAGUUGAUAAAAGAUAUCGCCAAGAGUCAUAAAGAGCCAGGAGCGUCUGAGCUUCAAUCGAGUGUUUUAAUGAGAUGCAUGAAGUUUCUUCAGCUGGAGUAUACGGAAAAUGAGCUCAAUCUCUUUGCCAACACCACUCUCCAACCGAUUGCAGGCCAUGCGUUGAUCAUGUUCUCUUUUCCAGGGAAGACGAAUCCGAUAGUCGAGGAGAGAUUGGCACGUAGCAUAAGUUCUAGCAAGGAAAAUGCUCGUGGUUUUUAUAAGUGCCUAUCAGAGUUGAGGUUUCGCUUUGUCGUGUUACGUCAUAUUCCGGUUGCCCAAGUCAACCAGUUCAUCAGCAUAAUUAACAAAUGGAUAGCAUCUCGUCUUCACAAGAAACUUGCAGGCGGUUUUGAUGAAAUGCUGGCUUACGAAUGUCUCCAGAACCCUACGCUUCUACGCGACGAUGAUGCAUUGGCGGGAGCUACUGCUUCUUACUACCAGAACAACAACACCUCUUCGUUCGAAGAAUUGGUACCUGGAGCAAUCACAUUCUUUGUCAAUGACGAUGACACCAAGCUGCAAGUAGGUAAGCGGAUCUUGCUUGCCGCAAGUCAAACUCAAGUAGAUCCACAGGUCAUUGACGAAUUCCACCAUCAACUAUACCGUGUCCAGGAUCUGAAGCAUUUUACACCAGAAUUUGCUAAGCGUUUCUGGAGCAUGUGUGUUCAAUGUUUCCUGAUACUAGGCACCGAAGAGAUCCAGAAGAUGGCCAAACCAAAUGAUCUUGAAGAACUGAGUCAAUUCACUCAGAUAAGGCUUUAUCCAUUAGCCCGUGUUCUUUUGAACAAUAUCCUCGCACAAAUGGAGAACACUUUUGCCGAUCUUCUUCAUGUCUUCUCCAUUCUUUUAGGCUCCUUCAAGCGAGAUUUCUGGAACCUUGCGGAGGGAUUGUACUACAGAAACUUCACAGAUACAAUCCUACAAGCUCCCCUUUAUACUAGGCUUCUUCAUAAAACGAAGCAACUGAAUGACACCGCAGCUUUACACGUUCUUACCUUGUGGACAUCUGCUUUUCUUGAGUCAUUGACAGGUUCCCAGAAGCAGGCUGCGGCCGUCACUCUUUGUGACUACUUCAUUUCGCAGAACAUUGAUUGUGUGGAUGCUCCAAAGCUACUCUUAUCAGCAUUCGACAAUGAAGCUUUGUCUUCCUGUCGCGAAGAGCCUCUGGCUUUCUUAAGAUUAAGUGACGCUCGUAAACUUGUUUCAAAGCACGCGAAAGGUAUUGUCACAUCUAUGAGAUCUGGCUCGGCCGAUAACUCUGCAAGUGCGAUAGGGCUAAUUAAAGUAUCUCUCAGCUAUGAUGUUAUGUUUGCAGCACACAACUCGUUACAACUACAGAAAAAAGAAAUCCCUACUUUAUUGGAUACGAACUCAUCAUUAUGGGAGGCAUUGCUCGACACUCCGUUGCAGCUGGAUGUUGUGUUGAGCUCAUUGUUACAGUCUCUUAAUGAUGUCGUUUCCGUGAUUGUCUUUAAGCCAAGGAAGAAUGAGAAGCUAGACAAGGACCUCGAAUCAGCCGUCAACAUGCAUAAUAGAGACACAAGAAAGCUCUCGACAAACAUUUCGGCGCUUCUUGAAAAAAUAGCACUCGCAGAACCAGAUGUGAUGUUAAAGGUUUUGUCCACGGCCUCUUGCCUGAUGGCAAUGUGGAAUUGCAUAUUCUCACCAGAGACUAAUCAGUCUGCUUUGAACAUUUUGUAUCAGGUCUUCGAUGCUGAAGGUCGUUAUGAAGCUAUUUGUGGUUUACUCAACUUAUCUUUGGAAACUAAUUUGGCUGCCAUAGUCGAUUCCUUUUCCACGAUCACAAGAAUGAGAGCAUUCGAACCUUGUCCUAAAGCUGUCAGAAUUUUGAUGGACGUCACUAAAGCCCUUGCCGAUCCUCUUACGGGUAUCUUAACCACAAAUCCUGCCAAAGCUGAAGGCUGUGGAGUUAUGGUUCAACAACUUUGGACGAGCAGUUGGCUGCUUCUUGUCAUGAUUUUCCAACUAACACUCGUGUGGGCUACUAUGUAUCAUCUCAGUGAUUUAAUCGAAUUCACGCGUGAUGUGUUAGAUGUGAGCCACUCUCUUUUGGAUGCGUUCAGGCCGAUCUUAGAUUUCCUUGAUGAUCCAGAAGUAAAAGGGCCUCUUUUCGGUAAAUUCUUGAAGGCUUUCAAUCAUGUCAUUGUCUGGCUUCGACUUGGUGAUAUGUCCCUCUUGAACUCCUGUGUGAACCUAGUCUUCAAAGGGUUUGAUCUUGCUAAGGAGAUGGGUGUUUCGGUUGACAAGGAUUUCCUCACUACCUUUGUCAAAUAUGGAGCAAAAGCCAAAAAGUUCAACAAUAAGCUUACCGAGCAGCAGCGUGAAGACGUGCUCGCUAAGGCUAGUGAGUUUGACAAGGAGUUGGUUCAGGCAGUAGUGGAAGAGGCACGCCUUCAACGUGCUGCUAGCAGAGAGCCAAUCCCUGCUCGUACUAAGCCAGUGGAGAAGGGUGCUACUUAUGCUUAUCAGUCUCCUAAGCCGAAGCAAAGCAAGCAACUGUUAUUGACAAGAUUUGGUGUCGUAUCCAAUGAGCCUCCUGUGGCGCCUGCCCCACCUAAGCCGUUCAAGUCUAACAAUUUAGAGGCGAUAAGGAAUGAGCUAAAGAAUAACAGAACACCGCAAAAGCCUUCAGUGGCGCCUGCUGCACCUAGGCCAGCUGGCUUUAACUCUAAGCGAGCUCCUGUUGUUGGUCGCUCUUUGAACACGCUCAGGCAAAAAGGUGCCGACUCUGACUCUUCAGAGGAAGAAGACGAUGACAUUGAUACAUCAGAUUUAUUCUUGGAAACGAAAAAGAAGUCUAAGAUUACAGAAUUGGAUAUGCAUGGCAACCCAGUGACCAAGAUUGCUCAACAAAAGAAGGCCAACCAAGAACGCAGAGAAGAGGAGCGCAUGAGAAUGCGUCUUCACGUCAACCUCAAACCUCUCUAUUCGACCAUCUUGAAGUGGAACUACAAUUCAGACAGCGCUUAUCCUAGUGAAGAACGUGACAUCUACCAACCAAUUAAGGACUCAUAUUCUGAUGUCAAGGAAUACGUUAAACUCACUGAGCCAUUAUUGAUGCUCGAAUGUUGGCAGGGUAUCCAGUCAUCAAGAACUACAGGGCAGGAAGUACCUGUGCAACUUCUUGUUGGUAGUCGUACCACCUGUGAUGGUUUCUUCGAUGUAUACGCAUCAAUUAAAAAAGCAGAUCUUGCCACUAGAAAAAUUGGAGAGACAGACCUUAUGGUAUUGGGAUAUGUCGCAGACAAACAGCUUGAGAAUGCGUCAGAUGUUUCCUCCUACUUGAAGCAGCCAGGAACACAAACCUGUUUGGCAAAGGUCAGGAAUAUCAAGCAUGCUAACUCUGACUACUGUGACAUAACUCUCAGAGUUUUCCCACAAGGAUCGAUGAUGGGCCUUCUCACGCCAAAGACUGUGAUUGUCGGUAUGAAAGUGAUGCAAAUGAUAACUGUUGAGAGAGAAUUUACGUCCCUUAAGGGUUUACCAUAUUAUGAUCUCUGUGACGAAAUUCUUAGUGGUGAACCUUCAAAGCCUGUUCCAGUAUCUGAUGAGGAAGCUAAACUAAUGGUGAAGCAGAAUAAUGUUAACAUUUCUCAAGCCAAGGCGAUUAUAGCUUCAGCUAAGACUGAGGGUUUCUCCCUUAUCCAAGGUCCACCUGGUACUGGUAAGACAAAGACCAUUUUGGGUAUUGUUGGCCACUUCUUGUCGACAAAUAAGCCUGAAAACACAAUCAAGAUUCCCACGCCGUCAGCGGCUAGUUCUAGAAGUGCUACUCCUGAAGAAACUCUGAAGGGACCCAAGGUUUUGAUCUGUGCUCCGAGUAAUGCAGCUGUGGAUGAAUUAGUUGUACGUAUAAGGGACGGCGUGAUGAAUUCGAAAGGUGUAUCAUUCAAUCCAAAGAUUGUUCGUCUUGGUCGAAGCGAUGCUAUUAACCAAGCAGUCAGAGAUCUUAGUCUUGAAGAGCUCAUUGAUCGUCAGUUAAACGUCAGAGCCACCGAAGCUCAGAUUGAUCCAUCUAUCAGAAGUGAGCAUACAAAGUGUAUUGCUGAGAGAGACAAGAUCCGUGAGGAGCUCAAGAGAGGUGACUUGAAGGAUGACAAAAUAAUUGAACUUGAAACAAAGCUUCGAGAAAUCAACAAGAAAAGAUCAGAACUCGGAAAGCGGUUAGAUGAUCAGAGAGAAAAUGCAUCUAUUGCUUACAGAACAAGAGAAAUCGAAAGACGCCAACUUCAAGCCAAAAUUCUAUCAGAGGCACAGAUUAUUUGCUCUACAUUGUCCGGUUCCGCGCAUGAGUUCUUAUCAAGCAUGUCUAUGAAGUUUGAUCAAGUUAUUAUUGAUGAAGCAUGUCAGUGUGUUGAGCUUUCGGCUAUUAUUCCAUUGAGGUACGGUUGCAAGAAGUGUAUCAUGGUCGGAGACCCCAACCAGCUUCCACCCACUGUUCUUUCUCAAAAGGCUGCAUCUUUCAAAUACGAGGAAAGUUUGUUUGUCAGGAUGCAAAGGCGCCAUCCAAAUUCCGUCUAUCUUUUGGAUGUUCAAUAUCGUAUGCAUCCCGAUAUAUCCAAGUUUCCGAGUGCUCAAUUCUACAACUCGAGGCUCACGGAUGGCCCAGGAAUGCUUGAAAGAAAUACUCGUCCUUGGCACAAAGACUAUCCUUUUACGCCAUAUCGUUUCUUUGACAUUGUCAGUAGACAUCUGCAAAGCGACAAAACCAAAUCGUUCUUUAAUUAUUCUGAAGCCCAGGUUGCUCUUGAAUUAGUUCAGAAAUUGAUGGACAUACUACCCACAAAUCAAUUCAAGGGCCGAAUCGGUAUCAUUUCCCCUUACAAGGAGCAAAUCAGAACUUUGAAGGAUGUCUUCCAGAGAAAGUAUGGAAGCACAAUUUUGGCAGAGAUUGACUUCAACACCGUCGACGGUUUCCAAGGUCAGGAGAAGGAGAUUAUCAUCAUGUCAUGUGUUCGAGCCAGUGAAACGGGUAGUGUUGGAUUUUUAAGUGAUAUCAGGCGUAUGAAUGUUGCGCUUACUCGUGCUCGUACCACCCUUUGGAUUCUAGGAAAUAAGUCAUCCUUGAGAAGGGAUAAAGUUUGGUCUAAACUUAUCAAAGACGCUGAGGCCAGACAAUGUAUGACGCCAGCAGAACCUGGCUUUUUAAAGAGGAUCUCAUCAACUCCUAUUCAGAACGUUAACUCAAAGGCUUCGCUGGGCAAUGGCCAUAAGGGUCAAGGGAUUGCCGAACCACCAAGUACGUCAAGACCAGCCGAAGUUUCUAAUGGUCAGAACGAUAAUCAAGUAAGGAAAGGGCUGACAGAAAAUAAACCGAAAUCUGUUGAACAAUCCUCGGAUGAAUCUAGAAGAAAGAGAGCAUCAUCUAUGUUUGGCAGUGGCUCGGCCGAACAAAAUCCAUCCUUACCAAAGAAGCCGAAAGUGCAUAAAUCAGGAGUUUACAUUCACCAAAGUCUGAAAAGCCCCAAGGCACCAGAGGCUCCUAUUUCAGAAGCAAAUGACGACGAAGGCAACCCCUACUAG